AACCAGAACGAGCGAACAGCUACACCACUGGCUGCUAGAGCUCUCAACGCCGAGCCGGCGACAAGAUAAAAAGAGAAAACUGGACCGCAAUCACGGAUUUCUUGUGGGACAAACGCACAGGCCUCGCUGCUAAAACGCAGAUGCCUCACACUCGACGGUACUCGUCUUCGGACAGAGACAGCCGCAACAGCUACCAAGACCGCUACAGAGACAGAGGGCGAAGACACCGGCACAGAAGAUCGCCGUCUUACUCCUCCAGCAGUGACAGAGACAGAGACCGGGACAGAGACCGGGACCGGGACAGAAGAGGACGGGGACACAGACAGGAAGGAAGCUUUGUGCACUCGAGGAGUCGUAGCUAUGAUAAACGCUCAACGGAGCAACGGCCAUUUGACCGAAGAUACUGCGAGGGAUACAGGCGCUUGGAUCAGAACCGUGAUCCAGACCGCGAAAGAGAAAGGGAGCCACAUGGAGCCACUGAAAGUUACUAUCCACGCGACUUCUCCCCAAACCUGUUCGACUACCGCCGCGGCCGCGAGAGGGUGCGCGAACGAGACGAGUCGUACCGGCGGAAAGGCAGCAGGCGUAAGCACAAACGAAGGCGGCGUAGAACCAGGUCCUAUAGCCCAUCCUCCUCGCGGAGCGACAGCCAGACGCGGGCACUGAGUGUGAGGGACGACGAGGAAGGGCACCUGAUCUGUCGGAGUGGGGACGUCCUGCAAGAGAGAUAUGAGAUUGUCAGCACUUUGGGGGAAGGCACCUUUGGGAGGGUGAUGCAGUGCAUAGACCAUCGCAGGGGCGGAGCCUCUGUAGCUCUGAAAAUUAUCAAAAAUGUGGAGAAGUACAAGGAAGCAGCUCGCCUAGAGAUAAAUGUGCUCGAGAAGAUCAAUGAAAAGGACCCUGAUAACAAAUUCCUGUGUGUACAGAUGUAUGACUGGUUCGACUACCACGGUCACAUGUGUAUCUCCUUUGAGCUGCUAGCGCUCAGCACCUUCGACUUCCUAAAGGAAAACAACUACCUGCCCUAUUCGAUUGGCCAGGUCCGACAUAUGGCCUACCAAAUCUGUCUUGCUGUGAAGUUUCUCCACGACAAUAAGCUGACGCACACAGACUUAAAGCCGGAGAACAUCCUAUUCGUCAACUCAGACUUUACGAUGUCCUUCGACGUCGAGAAGCGAGAAGAGCGGAUGGUCAAGAUCACGGCAGUACGCGUGGUGGACUUUGGCAGUGCGACUUUUGACCACGAGCACCACAGCACCAUCGUGUCCACGCGGCAUUACCGGGCCCCCGAGGUCAUCCUAGAGCUGGGCUGGAGCCAUCCCUGUGACGUGUGGAGCAUCGGCUGCAUCCUGUUUGAGUUCUACCUGGGCUUCACCUUGUUUCAGACUCAUGACAACAGGGAGCAUUUGGCCAUGAUGGAGAGAAUCCUGGGACCAGUGCCCUCGAGGAUGAUUCGUAAGACGAGAAAGCAGAAGUAUUUUUACCGAGGCCGCCUGGACUGGGACGAGAUCUCCUCAGCGGGGAAAUACGUCAGAGAAAACUGCAAACCGCUGCGGAGGUACUUGCUGUCGGAGGCGGAGAACCACCACCAGCUGUUUGACCUCAUCGAGGGCAUGCUGGAGUACGAGCCCUCCAAGAGGCUGGCGCUGGCCGACUCCCUCAAGCACCCUUUCUUCGAGAGCGGGACGAUAAGCGAGGCGGGAAGCAGCAAAAACUGGGAAGGCAACCGGGACAUCAGCCGGUGACCCACGAGCCUCCAGAGACUGAACGACGGGGGAGAUGAAGUCUUUUCUAUCAGGAGCUGGUGAACCGUCGAAUUAAACGGAGCCGCCGGUGUUUUCUGUCGUUUGUCGUUAAAGCAUGGACACCUUGACUCCUCGCUCCUCUGACGUCCACCUCUGCAGCCGCGAGACGGAUGCUUCUGCAGCAGAGACCAAAAAUAAUAAAAAUGACUGGAAGAGUUGGAAAGUAUUUUAUAGCCGUCGCCGCCUGAAUAGAGGACGAUUAUAUGGAAGAAUGUUUGUACCCAAAGUAGCCCUCUAUGCAGCGGCCGUCUUCCUUUUGACUCCCAGACGACCUUCCGUCCGUCCGACUAUCACGUUCAUCAGCAUGAAGCAAAAUAAUCCCCCUUCAUAAGGAAAUAAGCACUACGAAACCACAGCUCGGUUUGGGAGAAGUCUUCCUGCUCUGAAGUCCACGGAAAGGAGAUGGAGCUGUACGCGGCUUGUUUACGUUUUGUUCUUUUCUCAUGUUUCUGCCUGUAUGUGGAAAAGGAUUCUCCCUUAUAUGGAGUCUUGCCCUUAAUCGUGGGUCGAUGGGUCUGUUAUUUGCCAAUGAGAUGAUGAUGGUGACACACACACACACACACACAGGCCUUUGUGGUCUGUCUUAUUGAUAGUUCUGUUUCUUUCUUUAUUCAAUGCUUUUGGGCGAGUGAGGCGUUGAUGUUUUGCUCACUGAAUGGCCCGGCGUUAGUCAUGGGGAUAUUCUUGCGUACUUUUAAACACACAAAACAUGAACUGCCUUUUUUUCCCCGCGUGUCAUUGCGUCCGACCCGAGGUCUCUUAUUUAGGUGAAGCACACACACACACACAACUCCUGGUUGUAGAUGACGAGCCGCACGUGACUCCUGUUGCCGGUAUUUAUUUACGUUCUUAUAGGUCAUAAACCCCAACACCCCCCCCCCACACACCUGUACAUGCCUUGUCUGGUUUUUUUGUAUGAAAUUAAAAGCGUAUACAACUGUAUAUAUGUACGAUUGUGUAGAAUUAAAGUAAAGUCCUCCUGACCAAAGGCUUAUGGUGCUCAGUAUCGGGGUUGGCCUCUGGUAGCGGAAGGGAGGCGCUCUGUCUUUACA
Molecule: messenger RNA, 2857 nt
Organism: Pseudoliparis swirei
Lineage: Eukaryota; Metazoa; Chordata; Actinopteri; Perciformes; Liparidae
Gene: clk2a
Product: CDC-like kinase 2a
Exons: 13
Coding region: 141-1745 (534 amino acids)
Biological process (GO): regulation of RNA splicing; protein phosphorylation
Cellular component (GO): nucleus
Molecular function (GO): protein tyrosine kinase activity; ATP binding
Source: RefSeq, a predicted model, not a curated record